This is a messenger RNA of Setaria italica (foxtail millet), 552 nucleotides long. Its product is annotated as exopolygalacturonase. Gene Ontology annotation, molecular function: polygalacturonase activity. Lineage: Eukaryota; Viridiplantae; Streptophyta; Magnoliopsida; Poales; Poaceae. The record is from RefSeq and is a predicted model, not a curated record. The transcript has 2 exons. Gene Ontology annotation, biological process: carbohydrate metabolic process. The coding region runs from base 1 to 552 and encodes 183 amino acids.
AUGACCCUUUACAUCAACUCCAACAACCUUGCCAUCUUCCUCUCUAAGCUAAAAUUUGUGGAUCCGCCACACUGCGGCCCGGGGCACGGCAUCAGCAUCGGCAGCCUGGGGCGGUACAAGGAUCAGAAGGACGUGACGGACAUCACCGUCAAGGAUUGCACGCUCAAGAAGUCCAGCAACGGCCUCCGGAUCAAGGCGUACGAGGACGCCGCGUCCGCGCUCACCGCCUCCAAGAUCCACUACGAGAACAUCAAGAUGGAGGACGUCGGGAACCCCAUCAUCAUCGACAUGAAGUACUGCCCCAACAAGAUCUGCACCAGCAGCGGCGCCUCCAAGGUCACCGUCAAGGAUGUCUCCUUCAAGAACAUCACCGGCACCUCCUCCACCCCCGAGGCCGUCAGCCUGCUCUGCUCCGACAAGAUCCCCUGCAGCGGCGUCACCAUGGACAACCUCAAGGUCGAGUACAGCGGCACCAACAACAAGACCAUGGCCGUCUGCAAGAACGCCAAGGUCACCGCCACCGUAUCCCUCAAGGAGCUUGCAUGCGCAUGA